AAAAUCUUUUAACUAAAAUGAAACAAAAAAUCUGAAAUAAUAAGUUAUUGUAUCUGUAUAAUUAUCCAUAAAUAGUAUGAAUGUUUACCGACAGUAAAUGAAGAGAUUCUGUCUCCCAAAUUUGCCACUUCUCUCAAGCAAAGCUUUAUCCUUUUUCUUUCUUUCAUUCUCAAUUUUUCUUUUACUCUUAAUUUUUCAAAAUAAAAAAUACUCUUUAAUUAUUAUUUUUUUCUUGGAGUUGUACAAAUUUUCCUUGUAGGCCAAAAUUCCAGCUCAUUUGAAACCCAAAAACCUUCUUUACUCAUUUCACGACCACCUCGACGGUUCUUCUACUAACACACUCUAUUCCCUUCUGUCAUUUUCUUCUACUCCACAACAAAAAUAAAAGAGCCAUGGAAACCCAUUUCAGAUAACCAAACUAUAAUGCCAUUUCUCAUAACCAAAUUACUUGAACCUGCCGAAUCUUUACUUAAAGUUUCAAGCUUUAGUUUAAAAUAAUGGUGGGUCUGAGAGAAUCGUGGUGUUUUUGUAAGGGAGUGAGUAAGUCUGAGAGAAUGAAAGGUGCCAUUUUUACUAGUAAAGCUCCGGCCAUGGCUAGAAUCUCAGGUACCGGAAAUGAGAUCUCCGGUACUGGUUUUUUGAUUCAUAGGAACCUUCUUUUGACUACCCAUGUCAAUAUUCCUUCAGUUAGUGCUGCUGAAAACGCUGAGAUCUGGCUACAGAAUGGUGUAGCUUCGAGUCUUGUUCCUCACAGGUUUUUCAUUACCAGCUCUGUUUUAGAUCUUACAAUAGUUGGUUUAGAUACCAUGGAUGGAGAUUCAAAUGCUCAAGGGCAACAUCUUCACUUCUUGAAGACUUGUUUUAAACCAAGUCUGGAUCUUGGAAAUGCAGUAUACCUUUUAGGACAUACAGACAAAGAGGAGUUAACAGUUGGUGAAGGGAAGGUGGUGAUAGCCACUGAUAAUCUCAUAAAAUUGUCUACUGAUGGGAUAAUGUGGAGCCCGGGUUCGGCUGGUUUUGAUGUACAAGGCAAUCUUGCUUUCAUGAUCUGUGAUCCCAUGAAAAUAGCAACAUCUCCAACCAAUAAAUCCUCAUCCACAUCUUCGUCGUCUUCUUCAUCGUGGAAAAAGGAUCUUCCUAUGCAAUUUGGUAUCCCCAUUCCCAUCAUUUGUGAUUGGUUGAAUCAGCAUUGGGAAGGUAGCCUUGAUGAUCUUAACAAACCGAAAUUACCAAUCAUAAGACUGAUGUCUUCGGGCCAGAAGAGUGAACAUUCGUGUGCUUCCUUCACUUUGAGGCCGGUUUUCAAGUCAACAGAUGCAGAUCAUGAAGGCACGCCAUCUUCAUCUAACACCGUCUCAAAAGCCAGGGAUCAGGCUGGACCGAGCUGUUCUCCUGCAGCCAACAAUGUUGAAGAUGAAAUCAUAACAGAUUCUCAUACUAUGCAUGUACAGGGAAUUCCUACUCCAGAAAUUUAUGAAACCCCAAAGUUAAAUUCUGUUCCUCUUCGGAAAAAACAGUCUUCUCCAGUUCAGCUUUUGGAUAUCAAUUUCCCUCCAAAAAUGGUUAAACCUGCCCUUCCACAGCGGGCAGCUAAUCAACUGCCCCCAAAUUCGGGUGAGAAUUUUAUCAAGGAUCCUCCACUAGAGAAUCCAUUAGAGAAUCCAUUAAGAACAGAUCAAAUUAAGACUAGAGGACUAGCCAGUCCUGAUGCAGAUGCUGAAGUUUCUUCAACAGGUUCUGUUAACGGCGCUCUGAGUGAAGUCCAGUCUAGCUCGUCGCCUGUUGAAAAUUUAAGGGCGCAACAAAACGGUUAUAGCAGUGAGGGUGAGACAAUGUACUCUGCAGAAACUGCUGAGAGCCGAAAUUAUACAAGUCCUAGAGAAGGACAUUUUCAGCAAGUUGGCAGGAGCCAAAGCUGUGUGAGCUACAAUAGAUGGGGAACCGUCCAAAAAAACCCGAUGGCUCGCAGGGCUUUGCUCGAAAAUCAAAGUAGCUUCAUCCAUGGAAGAAAGAUGUAUUCUCAAGGUGCUACUUCUCAGAGAAGCAACGACUAUUAUAGCCCAACUGUAUCUUCAAUCAUGAAGAAGCGAAACAACUCGGAACAAACUAGCAGACCACGACCAAGUGCGUCGGUGCAACCUCGUUCCUCCUCACCAAAAUGGAACUUUUAAAUGAUUCUCAACUUGUGCAAUACGUGAAAGUCAUUGACAACAAAAGUUAAUAGUGUUUUACAGUUUCAUUAGCUGAAAAUUUCAUUUGAGAGUUUCAUUAGGCAUAAUGUAAACCAUAUUUGUUAUGCCUGUACAUGACACUGAUCUGAGGUGAAUAAGAAAAUUCGGCCAAAGUUGUGAUUUUCCUCCCAGUGAGUCAUGUUAUGAAUUCUUUUAUUGAUAAUAUUUCUCAGAAAAUGCUUACAUGGGAUGUUGUUGUCUUGUUGAUUA
This is a messenger RNA of Cannabis sativa, 2441 nucleotides long. RefSeq lists its product as uncharacterized. The record is from RefSeq and is a predicted model, not a curated record. The transcript has 2 exons. NCBI's taxonomy places the organism in Eukaryota, Viridiplantae, Streptophyta, Magnoliopsida, Rosales, Cannabaceae. Bases 498 to 2171 code for a protein of 557 amino acids.